Messenger RNA from Drosophila innubila, 419 nucleotides. RefSeq names its product ATP-dependent RNA helicase dbp2-like. The transcript has a single exon. Lineage: Eukaryota; Metazoa; Arthropoda; Insecta; Diptera; Drosophilidae. The record is from RefSeq and is a predicted model, not a curated record. The coding region runs from base 47 to 391 and encodes 114 amino acids.
ACGGAAUAUUUAAUUAACAAUCGGGAGAAACGGAAAUUGUUGGAAGAUGCGUUUGAUUCUUUUGCUCUUCACUGGGAGCCUGUGCCUCGCUUUCUGCUAUGCGUUGGCUUCAAAGGACGUUACAGUUCAGGAUGAUAAAGUUAUCGCACUUUUAAAUCUGGCCGAUCAGGGCGAAGGUCAUCAAAAUGAGGGUCAACGAGAGGCACGCGCCGGCGGGUAUUGUUGUCGUGGUGGAUACGGACGUGGUGGAUACGGAGGUGGUGGAUACGGACGUGGUGGAUACGGACGUGGUGGAUAUGGACGUGGUGGAUACGGAGGUGGUGGAUAUGGACGUGGUGGAUACGGACGUGGUGGAUAUGGACGUGGUGGAUAUGGCCGAUAUGGACGAUAAAAGAUUUGUUGAAAUUAUUUACAUACAA